AUGAAACUGAAGCUGCCUAACCCUGGUCUGGAUGAGUGGAUAUCAUCUUAUGACGCAUUGGAGAGGCUGGAGGUGGAGGAAGCAGGAGACGGAGGCCUCAAGGAGCGCCCAAAGUGGGACAAUAAGGUCCAGUAUCUCCUCACUUGUAUUGGAUUUGCCGUGGGGGUAGGGAAUGUUUGGAGAUUUCCUUACCUUUGCCAGAUCUAUGGAGGAGGCGCAUUCCUGAUCCCUUACUUGAUAGCGCUGGUGUUUGAGGGUCUACCUCUGCUGUACCUGGAACUGGCAAUCGGGCAGCGUCUACGCAUGGGUAGUAUCGGUGUCUGGAACUCCAUAUCGCCGUAUCUGAGUGGAGUGGGAAUAGCUUCCAUGCUGGUGUCUUUCCUAGUCAGUUUGUUCUAUAACACCAUCCUGGCCUGGGUGCUCUGGUAUUUCUUUCACUCUUUUCAAGAACCGUUGCCCUGGCGUGACUGUCCUCUCAAUAAAAACUUGACAGACUAUGAAGAGGAAUGUAAAGUGAGCACUCCUGUAAAUUAUUUCUGGUAUCGACAGACACUAAACAUCACACCUGCUGUUGAGAUAAAUGGAUCCUUACAGUGGUGGAUGAUUAUAAGCACAGCUACGGCGUGGUGUGUUGUCUAUAUCUGCUUCAUCCGUGGCAUAGAGACUAUUGGCAAGGCAGUCUAUGUAACAGCCACUUUCCCAUACCUGGUGCUGACUAUUUUCCUCAUUCGCGCAUUAACCCUCCCUGGUGCAACAGAUGGUUUGGUUUACCUCUUUACCCCUGAUGUGACUGAGUUGUUUCAUCAGUGGGAACUGCUGAAGAACCCUCGGGUCUGGCUAGAUGCUGCCACUCAAAUCUUCUUCUCCCUGUCACUAGCGUUUGGAGGUCUCAUUGCCUUUUCCAGCUAUAACUCAGAAAAGAACAACUGUGAAAGAGACACUGUUCUUGUGGGGUGUAUAAACAGCGCCACAUCCCUGUAUGCCUCCAUCCCUGUAUUUGCCAUCCUGGGCUUUAAGGCAACUUCCAACUUCCACAGUUGUUUGAAUGGUAACAUAUUGGAAAUGACCAAUGCCUUUGACAUUGGCGAUCAAAACAUUACAAUUGAAAACUAUGAAUCCUGGAGUAGCUACCUCAACAGCACAUAUCCUGACAAAUUCGCCAGCCUACAGCUUAAAUCCUGUGAACUCCAAAAGUUUCUGGAACAGAGCGCAUCAGGUACAGGCCUGGCUUUUAUUGUGUUCACUGAGGCUGUGAUCGAGAUGCCUGGCUCUCAGGUGUGGUCCGUGCUGUUCUUUGUUAUGCUCUUCAGUCUGGGACUUUCUUCCAUGUUUGGCAACUUAGAAGGGGUCCUCACCCCACUGCUGGACCUCCAUUUGGUGCCAAAGUGGAUACCCAAGGAAAUUUUCACAGGUCUGAUUUGUUUAGUGUCCUUCUUGUUUGCUCUGAUUUUCACCAUGGGCUCUGGGAACUACUGGCUGGAGAUCUUCAACAGUUAUGUGGGCUCUGUUCCUCUCCUCGUCAUUGCCUUCUUUGAGAUCAUUGGUGUGGUCUACUUUUAUGGAAUGAACCGGUUCAGUGCGGACAUUGAAUACAUGACAGGCAGGAAGCCCAACCUGUUUUGGCGUGCAUGCUGGAUGUUUAUCAGUCCCAUUAUGCUGUUUGUUGUGUUCAUCGCUUACAUAGCUGUUCAAGUGCAGGAGCAUCCAAAGUAUCCGGCAUGGAACCCUAAUUAUGAAAAGUUCCCUGAGUUUGAUAUUAAGCCGUAUCCUGACUGGGUCUUUGGCGUAUGCAUUCUCCUCGCUGCCAUUCCCGUGAUCCCCAUUCCAGCAGCAGCACUGUACAGGCUCAUUGUUUGCAAGAAAACAACAGUAGACUCCCGCUUACCAAACCCGUACGAAAACACAGCCUACACUGGGGACCAGUAG
Chanos chanos (milkfish) is the source of this 1926-nucleotide messenger RNA. It is a transcript of the gene slc6a18, whose product is annotated as solute carrier family 6 member 18. The record is from RefSeq and is a predicted model, not a curated record. Gene Ontology annotation, biological process: nitrogen compound transport; sodium ion transmembrane transport; amino acid transport. Bases 1 to 1926 code for a protein of 641 amino acids. NCBI's taxonomy places the organism in Eukaryota, Metazoa, Chordata, Actinopteri, Gonorynchiformes, Chanidae. Gene Ontology annotation, cellular component: plasma membrane. The transcript is spliced from 13 exons.